Knipowitschia caucasica is the source of this 909-nucleotide messenger RNA. NCBI's taxonomy places the organism in Eukaryota, Metazoa, Chordata, Actinopteri, Gobiiformes, Gobiidae. The record is from the annotation of a GenBank genome assembly.
AUGCAGCCGGGCCUAACAGAAUGCAAUCCCUGCCCAGAUUUAAAGGAUUUUGGAACUACAACUCAACCAAAGAUGUCUUCGUGGAAGCUGCUGGUUCUGGUCUUGUUCCUCUCCACACAGCUCAUCGAUGCAGUUGUGAGGAAAGAAGACCUGGCUAGAUUUGUGAAUGAACUUCUGAACGUAUACAUGCCAACGAUACCUGCAGGCCAUCAUUUUCCUGAGGGGCCAUCUGUGGGAGGUGGUAGGAGAACAGGUCCCACAGGUCAUCUAGAGCCUCCCAUGUUCAGUCUGGCCAUUAGUAUCCCGCAGAAUGCCUUUGGAAGACACAACUUCAGCGAAGUGAUCGCCGCUGAUCCUCCCGCAAACGUGCGGAACGCCAUGGACCGCUGCCAGGUGUACAAUGGCACUCGAGUGGUGGCUUCAACACUGCUAAAGUAUCCAGACUUCAUAACACGCUGUCCUAACGAGCCCAUAACCUGGGACUACGUCAAGCAGAAGUGUCCCACACUUCAGCGCUGGGGGGAUUUUGAACAGGUCGACGGCCUCCGCAGCAGCGACCUCAUGCUGUUUUACACGUACAAGUCGCCAUGCAGCUCACGCUGCUGCAGCUCAGACAACACCUUCAACAUCAUCAACAAACUGGCCGGCAGUAUUCGUCGCUGGAAUAAUUACGCUGUGGUGUUUUCUAAAAUCUUUGUGCCGGGCAGAACUUCGUCCACAGGGGAUCAACUGGAGCAGGACCGUCGCACCGCGCUGCUAAACCUCGGGAACGGUAUCGGCGGCACGGCUAACAUCUACCGCUGCACCCGGGGCUCGAGCGCCUGCUACAGCUGCAACGCUCCAGACGGGAUCAACAACGACUGUGUGAGAACCCCACGCAGCCCCAGUGCUCCCCCUGGUGGGCACUGA